Gossypium raimondii (Peruvian cotton) is the source of this 995-nucleotide messenger RNA. RefSeq names its product probable peroxygenase 5. The transcript is spliced from 6 exons. NCBI's taxonomy places the organism in Eukaryota, Viridiplantae, Streptophyta, Magnoliopsida, Malvales, Malvaceae. Gene Ontology annotation, molecular function: monooxygenase activity; calcium ion binding. The record is from RefSeq and is a predicted model, not a curated record. Bases 133 to 753 code for a protein of 206 amino acids.
GUUAUUCAUAGCAUCCAAAAAAAAAAAAAAAUCGUUUUUAUCAGCCAAAUUUCAUAAAACCUUUAAUCUUCCUUCUUUGCAUUUACUUUUUUUUUCUUUUAAGUUCAUCCCCAAAUUACAGCUUUAGCAAACAUGGUUUCUUCUUCGAAAUCGGAAGAUUUUCAAGAUGGAGUUGAUGGUGAUUCAUUGAGAUCAACAAUGGCUACUGAUCAAAACGUGUUGCAAAAACAUGCUGCGUUCUUCGAUAGGAAUCAUGACGGCCUUGUUUAUCCAUGGGAGACCUUUCAAGGUUUUCGAGCAAUUGGAGCUGGUUAUUUACUGUCAAUGGCGGGUGCUGUCUUCAUCAACCUUUCUCUUAGUGGCACAACUCGACCAGGAAAAUUUCCAUCUCUUCUCUUUCCUAUUGAGGUUAAAAACAUCCAAAUGGGAAAACAUGGGAGUGACUCUGGUGUAUACGACAGUGAAGGAAGGUUCGUACCUUCGAAAUUUGAUGAAAUCUUCAGCAAACACGCACGAACACAUACUAAUGCGUUGACAUCUGAUGAACUAAUGGCGAUGCUCAAAUCUAACAGGGAACCUAAAGAUUACAAAGGCUGGAUUGGAAGCUGGACGGAAUGGAAAGCAUUAUACACACUUUGCAAGGAUGAAAAUGGAUUAUUGAGGAGAGAAACAAUUAAAGCUGUUUAUGAUGGAAGCUUGUUUGAACAUUUGGAGAGGGAAAGAGCAGCAGCUAAAGCGAAAGCGACUGCGUGAUUUACUUGCAGUUUAAUUCCGUUGGUAUAAUUAUUCGUAAAAGUUUGUAUUAAAAAAAAAAUGGAAUUUAAAGUACUAGUAUUUUGGUUUCAAUAUUUUAGGGACUGAAACCUAUGUUGUAAUAGCAAAAUUAUUGAUCAAUUUGCAAUUGCAUUGAUUAAUUUCCAUGUUAUUUGAGAAUUUAUAUGUAAAAUGAAAAAUAAAAAUAGUUUGAAUUAGCGAUAUUUGGAUUCGUAAAGAAA